Molecule: messenger RNA, 1479 nt
Organism: Mesorhabditis belari
Lineage: Eukaryota; Metazoa; Nematoda; Chromadorea; Rhabditida; Rhabditidae
Source: the annotation of a GenBank genome assembly
AUGUCGGACAAGCCGGAGAGCAGCAAGACUCAACUCGAAGGGGAUAUUAUCGAACCAUUGCUCCAAAAGGAUUUCUUGUCACAGUUGCCAGAGGAGAUUGCGUUUCACAUAAUCGCCUAUCUGACACCGUGGGAUUUGACGGUUUGUUCUGGCGUUUCGCGGACGUGGCAGCGAAUUUGUGAAGAUGAUCGGACCUGGCGACAGAAAUGUUUGGAGAAAGGAUAUGUCAAAUUUGAUGCCCCAAGUUGUCGUUUUCUCGGAGGCUGGGCGACGAAUCGAGCGAAUGAACAAGCGGGAAUCACAAUCUUCUCACAUAUGGACCUUCAAGAAGCACAUCAGAAUCGACGAGAACGCGAGAUCGCAUAUGGCCAGUGUUUUGAGCGAUCCUCAUGGAAGUCACUGUACUUGCGGAAGAAGCGAAUCAUUUCGAAUUGGCGAUCCCGACCGAUUCAAUCAAGCACGGUACUAAAGAGUCACGAUGAAUAUGCGAUCCGUUAUCCACAAAUUCACUCAGGUCGUAUCGUUACUCGUUCAGAUGGUUAUACGUUGCCGGUUUGGAAUGUUGAUGAUGCUCAACCGGCCCUCACUCUAACUGGCCAUAUGGGUGCUGUUUCGACAUCUCAAGUGAGCGAUGAUGGCAAAUACGUUGUCAGUGGCUCGACUGAUCGAACGGUGCGCGUUUGGUGUGGUCAAACCGGUGCACAGCGUCAUGUUCUGCAGGGGCAUACGAGUGAAGUGUACUGCAUGAGUCUACAUGGUACAACUCUUGUUUCUGGAUCACGCGAUGGAACGCUCCGAGUCUGGGACAUUGUCGACGGGAAAUGCCUUCACAUUUUGACUGGCCACUUGAGGAUGGUUAACUGUGUGCAAUUUGAUGGAAUUCGGGCUGUGUCGUGUGCCUUUGAUUUUACUGUAAAGGUUUGGAAUGUGGAGACGGGGGAGUGUUUGCACACGCUGACGGGUCACACCGAUUCAGUCUAUUCACUUUUGUUUGAGCCAAAGCGCGAUCUUGUCGUCUCGGGAAGUUGGGACCAAACGAUUCGCGUCUGGGAUGUACGAAGAGGAACAUGCAUCGCAAUUCUUCUCUGUCUUCGAAGGGGCUACAUUGGCGUGCAGCUUCGCGGAAACGUUUUGGUCGCCUGCUAUGACAACUCGGAGGUCGGGGUUUGGGACAUUCGUGACGGUGGUUCGUGCAUUCAUCGCCUGCAAGGCGUAAAUGGUCACACGUCGACCAUCAUUGCAUUCCAAUUGCUCGACUCGAGACUUUUGGUAACAAGUUCUUUCGAUGGCUCGGUCAAGCUGUGGGAUGUGGAUAAAGGUAUUUUCGUCCGUGACCUCGUUCGUCUUGAAUCGGAUGGAUUUGGCAGUCCCAUUUGGCAUCUUGAAGCCACCGAAACAUUGCUCGUCUGUUCAGUUGGAUCGCAAACCGGAACCGAGGACAGAAAGCUCAUCUUGAUCGAUUUUGAUGCAUCGUAUCCA